GCAUUUUACAGUUUUCAAUUUAAUUUUGAUUUAAUUACACUUUACUAUAUAAACUUGCAAUUUUACUGGCAGUUCAUUUAGUUGACAUGGAUGAUAAAUUACUAGGCAAGUGGUAUGUGGGUGAAUGUCGUGCGCCAGGACUGCCCGGAGCACUGGAGCAGAGCGAGGAGGAGAGCGAGAUAAUUAGCGCCAGCGACGGCACAGAGCUGCCGGAUGAGGAGCAAGAGACUGAGCCAGAUCUGCAGCUGGCCUACGAUGAGCUGGAGUCCAUCAAGCAGCAGCUUAAGCUACUGCGCAGCAAAGUCAUCAGCACACCAGCCGAUCCUUGCGAGCAGGAAGUGCCUUUGCCGCUGGAAAACACCGAUUUUCUCACACCACAGCAACAGAAGCUACUGCAGCUGCGUCGCAGCAACUGCGUGCUGCGCUGCCAGCUGCAAAAGCAGGCGCAGCAUCUCUAUGCCACACGCAAUGAGAUCAAGACGCUGCAGACCAUGCGCUGUCGCCUGCAUGAGCAACUGCAGCAAAUGGCCAAGCAGCUGCAGCAGUUUGACCAAUUCAAGCUCAAGGCUGUGCAUCAGUUUGGGCUCUGCAUCGAGCGCAACGAACAGAUCAAGGCAAGCAAAAUGGACGCCAAGGACUUUAUGGACACCAUGGAGGCAUCGACCAAGCAUAAUGAAGGCAGUACCAACGCCAUUGUUCCGCUGCACUGCCAUGAGAAGCUGCGCUCCACGCUCUUCGUCGAACUCAUCCGCAUGCGCAUCUUUCUUCACACGCUCUUUGCCAAUAUGCUGGACGAUUGGGAGCUCUACAAGCGCCGCAUGAAACUGAGGAGUGCUUUAAAAUGGCGAAUGUUAGUAAGGCGCAUACUUAUGCAUAUAAUGACAGCUGCAGUGGAUGACGCCACAAGAGAUGUGUAUGUUGUGAUGUGUAAAAAGCAAAAGCAAAAGCCAAAACAAACGCAAAAGCAAUAACGACGCUCCCGUCCAGCUGUGUGCGUCUUA
Messenger RNA from Drosophila busckii, 1001 nucleotides. RefSeq lists its product as uncharacterized. Lineage: Eukaryota; Metazoa; Arthropoda; Insecta; Diptera; Drosophilidae. The record is from RefSeq and is a predicted model, not a curated record. Bases 87 to 971 code for a protein of 294 amino acids. The transcript has 3 exons.